AUGCUGCCGAGCGCAUCCUUUAUUCGCUUCUGGUCAACGGACCUGACUCGAGAUGCGUUUCUGUCGCAUAUGUCCAAGGAGGACCUUGCCGGUAUGCGGCUGGUCUGUCAUGACUUCAGCGCCCAUGUUGAGCCAUUACUCUUCUCUGAGCUGAAAGUCACCUUUCGAAGCAGCACUUUUACCCGGCCUGCGCGCAUGGCAGCCCUUGAGCGCAUUGGCAGACAUGUUAAAUCGCUUUCUCUGACCAUAUCACACUCACCGUCUACUUUCCUGCCGCCGCUCCUUGACCCGACUACCGGCGAGGAGCAGACGUUUGUCUAUACGCCACGGGUCUAUCCGUCAUCGUCGCGACUCAGCGCACCCAAGUACGGAACAUGGGAAAUGACUGACCUGCUGACGAAACAGUAUCCUCCACUCUUCCAUGCGGCCACCAAUAUUGCCUCUUUUAUGCGUGCCUUUAAGGCCUUGCAUGCUCUCACCAAGCUUACUCUCUCAUGCCCCAACCAGUCUGCCCCCCACCGCUAUCGUCGUAGCGUGGUAGACUAUGCACUCAUCUCUGUACGAUGCGCGGUAGAGCAUUGCCCACUGCCAUCCUUGACCUCCUUGUCUCUGUCCCCCAUGCACCCAGGCGCGUUGCUCUACUUGCGUCCGACACCUUUGGGGAUAGGAGCAUCCCCUGCCUCCUGCAGGCGCUGGAGACGGAUCAUCAACCUGCAUAUCGAGAUGGAUGCUUUCCCAUAUGCCGAAGGCGAAGCAACAGACCACCUGAGGUUUCUAGAUUCGUACAUCCAGUGCUUUCCGCGUCUAAAGCAGCUCAAGUUCCGCUGGCUCGGUGCCAGAGGGCCGUCACCUUUCUCUCUAUCAACAGAGCCGUGCUUAAAAAAUAAAAAGGACCAAUUCUCGUCUGCCCGUCCCAGGCGCCCUAAGCCACUAACGUUUCCUUCCCUGCACACGCUGGAGAUUGAGAACGUUCACGUCGACGCAUCGCAGGUCUCGUCCUUCAUACGGGACCACCGCCAUGCUCUACGCGAGAUUAACUUUGACGCCACGACACUACGGUCGGGAACCUGGGACGAUGCUCUGGCGCCGCUCGCUCCAUCGUCAAAAGAAGCAAAACCAUCACCACUGGCGCAAAAGACGGUAGCAAGGGAGGUAGAAGUGAUGGAUGUGCCGCUCGUCCUCAGCGCAGUGGGCAUGGAGAUCAAGCAGCUGCAGAGACUGGUGCUUGAGGAAGCCGGGCGACGGAGAAGGGGCGCAAGGAGCAAAUCGAGCAUACGGCUGUGGGGUAGUAGGGGCAAGGCCGUAUCGACAGUGGGAGGGCCGACAGCCAAACCCAAGAUCGGGUAUGGCCAGGUUCAGCUGCAAAAGGUGACGGAGCGGACUCGUGAGCUGUUGUGGUGUGGACCAGAACAUAUGAGAACGCUGCUGAGGGCCUCUGUCCUGCGUGUCAGGGCGUUUUAA
Microsporum canis CBS 113480 is the source of this 1461-nucleotide messenger RNA. RefSeq lists its product as hypothetical. NCBI's taxonomy places the organism in Eukaryota, Fungi, Ascomycota, Eurotiomycetes, Onygenales, Arthrodermataceae. The transcript has a single exon. The record is from RefSeq and is a predicted model, not a curated record. The coding region runs from base 1 to 1461 and encodes 486 amino acids.